AACGUAGGAAGUUGCAAGCGUAAGCGUGCAUAUUGAGUUUGGUAUCGAGAAAAGAAAAAGAUCGUGAAGCAUGUCGGGAAGAGGAAAGGGAGGGAAGGGUCUGGGAAAGGGAGGAGCGAAACGACACCGUAAGGUUCUGAGGGAUAACAUUCAGGGAAUUACGAAGCCCGCGAUUCGGCGUCUGGCGAGACGUGGCGGCGUUAAGCGUAUCAGCGGUCUCAUCUACGAGGAAACUCGCGGAGUUCUCAAGAUCUUCCUCGAAAACGUCAUUCGCGACGCUGUUACCUACACCGAGCACGCUCGUCGCAAGACUGUUACUGCCAUGGACGUUGUUUACGCCCUCAAAAGGCAGGGGAGGACCCUCUACGGUUUCGGUGGUUAGAGAAUUGGGGAUUAGGGUUUCAAUUCUUCUGUUCAUAUUGUGCAAUAGUUCUUGAGCUUUAGCUUAGGUUGAACAAUUGUUUUUGUUUGCCUUUCAGGUUAUGCUUCGAGAAUUUUUAAUUUGUUAAUCCGAUUGACAUCAACUUUUUCAUUAUUUUGUAGCCUGGGCGCACGCUUUGUGUAUUUGUGAUUUCUCGUUAAUUAGUUCCAA
This is a messenger RNA of Cajanus cajan (pigeon pea), 592 nucleotides long. RefSeq names its product histone H4. The record is from RefSeq and is a predicted model, not a curated record. Gene Ontology annotation, molecular function: DNA binding; structural constituent of chromatin; protein heterodimerization activity. NCBI's taxonomy places the organism in Eukaryota, Viridiplantae, Streptophyta, Magnoliopsida, Fabales, Fabaceae. Gene Ontology annotation, cellular component: nucleosome.